AUGGGGGCAACCUCUUUCCAUCAUUCUAUCCUCGAGGUCCGGCUACCGAAGCACUUCGAUAAGCCAACGGAUAUGAGGUAUGAUGGGACCCAAGACCCGCAAGAGCAUCUAACGGCCUUCAAGGCUAGGAUGAUUCUAGAAGGGGUAGGCGACGAGGUGAGGUGUUGCGCCUUACCGGUCACCUUGGCAGGGCCUGCCAUUCGAUGGUUCAACAACCUCCCACAAUGUUCUAUGGUCGCGUUUUCAGACAUCACCCGCGCCUUCCUGGCCCAGUUUACUACCCGCAUUGCAAAGGCAAAACACCCGAUCAACCUCCUCGGGGUGACGCAACAAACCAGAGAGCCGACCAGGAAAUACCUAGACAGGUUCAACGACGAGUGCUUGGAGAUCGACUGCCUAACUGACUCAGUGGCCAGUCUAUGUUUGACGAAUGGGUUGCUGAAUGAGGAUUUCAGGAAGCACCUUACCACCAAGCCCGUAUGGACGAUGCAGGAAAUCCAAAACGUGGCCAGGGAGUAUAUCAAUGAUGAAGAAGUCAGUAGGGUUGUGGCAGCCAACAAGGGGCAGCCCGCGUACAACCAACCUUGUCAGCACAGUAGCGGGGAAAGGCCGAUGGAUCACUCCAAGGAUGGAGUUCCGGCAAAGACCUCCAGGCCAUUCCCCCGGGUCGGUAGGUUUACCAAUUACACCCCCCUGGUAGCACCGAUUGUCGAGGUCUAUCAGCAGAUAGCCGAUAAGGCCAUUCUGUCGAAGCCCCAACCUCUAAAGAACAGGACCGGAGGGAACAAAAACCUCUAUUGUGAUUACCAUAAGGGCUUUGGUCACAAGACACAAGACUGUUUUGAUCUUAAAGACGCCUUGGAACAGGCAAUCCGAGAUGGCAAGCUGGCGAAACUAUCCCAUCUGAUAAGGGAACCGAGAAGGCGCGACAGGGACCGACCUGGUGACGGCCAGGAUCGGGCCGUGAGACAAAGACGGGAACCCGAAGAGGAUAGUGAAAGAGGACUCACGGUCAUGAAUGUUGUAGUUGGUAGGGACGCCGCCCCCAGGUCAAGGUCGGCAUGUAGAAAGGAUGCCAAAGUUUUGGCAGCAUCCUCAUCCAAUGCCACACCCUCCCCCAGGAAAGUACCAUUAAUCUUGUUUGGACCUGAAGACUAA
Arachis duranensis is the source of this 1158-nucleotide messenger RNA. RefSeq lists its product as uncharacterized. Lineage: Eukaryota; Viridiplantae; Streptophyta; Magnoliopsida; Fabales; Fabaceae. The coding region runs from base 1 to 1158 and encodes 385 amino acids. The record is from RefSeq and is a predicted model, not a curated record. The transcript has a single exon.